Colletotrichum scovillei is the source of this 1893-nucleotide messenger RNA. Its product is annotated as fungal specific transcription factor. Gene Ontology annotation, molecular function: DNA-binding transcription factor activity, RNA polymerase II-specific; DNA binding; zinc ion binding. The transcript is spliced from 6 exons. Lineage: Eukaryota; Fungi; Ascomycota; Sordariomycetes; Glomerellales; Glomerellaceae. The record is from RefSeq and is a predicted model, not a curated record. Gene Ontology annotation, biological process: DNA-templated transcription; regulation of DNA-templated transcription. The coding region runs from base 1 to 1893 and encodes 630 amino acids.
AUGCCACCAAAGCGAGCAUGCGAUAUCUGCUAUCGUAGGAAGAUCCAAUGUCUUAUCCCUGCAGAGGGCCCUCCGUGCGACUGGUGCAGCCAUCAUGAUUCCGAAUGCACCUUUCACCGUGAUGCGCCACGAAGGAAGAAGAAAACCAAGGUAACGUUGGGCGACGUCCAAGGCCUCAACGAUCGCAUACAGCAGCUCGAAGAUGCGCUAGCCAAGGCAAAUUCGCAGCAACCAACUCAGCCAGACACCCCUAGUCGAGGCCAACCAACUCCAGCGAUAUCCGUAUCCGAGGAGACUUCGAACUCGCUAUCUGUUCAAAAUGGCUCCCGGCCCGGCAGCUAUGUCGGCCCCAACUGGUUCUUCAGAGGCAUCCACGCAUUCUCCGAAGACGGGCGCAGAUGGAUUUCCUCCAAGACUGGUCAAACCAUCGAUUGGAGUAAACUUCAGAUAUUCACACCAAAGCCAUCACCUUUCGCGAGGAGACAUGCGCAACUUUCGCCAGAUCUUUGCCAACUUCCAGAUCAGGCUUCUUUAAGAGAGCUUUUGUCUUCGUACUUCAUGUCAUCUUUCCGCUUAAGAUACCCACUCAUUGACAAAGUUCUCUUCGAAGAGACAAUCAACGAGGCUUAUGAAGAUCCCGACAAUAUUUCACCUUCACCGAUUUGUCUGGCUGCCCGGGCCUGCGUCUUCGGUGUCGUCAGUCUCAUUACAUUACUACCCGACGCUCAGUCUGGUUCUUCAGGGCUAGACGGCGAUGAGAGCGCAGCCAGAGCCAGCUAUCUUCUCAAUCAACUUGUCGGAUAUGUAAGCCUCACAACGUUGCAAACAACCCUGUUACUGCAUGUGCAACGUCUCUUGAGCGGUCAUUGGCAAGACGCCGAUUCGCUACUGCCAGGAGCCUGCCGUACAGUCGGUGCACUCGGUGGGCACCUUUAUCAGCCCUCGAAGGCCCCUACAGGAGAGAUCCCGCUGUCCGAGAGAAGAAAACGGCAUAUUAGAAAUCUCUUCUGGGUUUGCUACAUGUCGGAUAAAGACUUGUCCCUACGGACAGGACAACCUCCACUACUUGCUGACAUCUACUGUGAUCUCACCGUCCCAGAAAAUUACCUGAGCUCUUAUACCUAUCUACGUGGUCUCAAUGAGUAUCUCCACCAUCUAGAUGCAUCCAAUGAUGACCAUCUCACACCACACUUCUCGGGAGACGCUCAAUUAGGGUAUCUCAAAGAGAAAGUAUAUCGGCUACUUUACUCAGUACAGGCCCUGAGGGACAAAGACAAUCGACUCUUGAUUUCAAUCCGAGAACUAGAUGACGAGAUUGAACGCUGGCGUCUGUCAGUUCCGGUGGACUUCCGGCCAGCUCUCUCAGUCUCGUCAACUACUCUUCUAAUCACGCCUGAAACAAAACCGCCUCAUGCACGACGAUAUUUUCACCUUCUUCUAGAGUAUUGGUACCUGAUGAUCUACGUUCAUACUACAGUCAGACGAUAUGAUGCACAUACGAUAAUCGGCGACGGGGGGCAAGAUCUUCACCGGGUCAUUCACUCGAGCUAUGACUUAUCAAUGGAAGCCGGCAGAUCGACGCUUCGAUGCCUGCGAGUGUGUAUGAAUACCUUCUCUAAUGAAGGCUUCUGGCUUUUGAUGUUUUACGCCACCAAUGCAGCCAUUGCUCUGUUUCUCAACAUGAUCAUACACCCAGAAGAUGCGGACGGCCAGCUCGAUCUCGAGCUUCUAAUUUCGGCCGCCAACGCAAUCCGUGUAGCAAUCCCGCGGGCCUCAACACGUGAAGAAAGUACGCGCAUUCAAAGAACGUCCGACUUCAUCAUGUGGCUCAUGUGGCUCGGAUCAUGUGCCAUCACCAAGUCGCAGGAAGAGGGAUUACAACAUGAGCUGUAA